Messenger RNA from Theobroma cacao (cacao), 2112 nucleotides. It is a transcript of the gene GPT1, whose product is annotated as glucose 6-phosphate/phosphate translocator 1. Gene Ontology annotation, molecular function: transmembrane transporter activity. Gene Ontology annotation, cellular component: membrane. Lineage: Eukaryota; Viridiplantae; Streptophyta; Magnoliopsida; Malvales; Malvaceae. Gene Ontology annotation, biological process: transmembrane transport. The record is from RefSeq and is a predicted model, not a curated record.
AAUUACUUCAAUACAAAAAAGAGCCGUGGCCUGUGGGCAGUUCACAUGAAACCAAAGAGUUUGGUUUGAUCACAAAAACACAAAAAAGGAAAAUAGCAUUAGGCUUUGGACUGAGACUUCAGAGCCUAUGUAACUCUCUCCCUAUUUUAUUUUUCAAAGAUUUCACCGCCUUGUUGCCCCAACAAAACCCCAAAAAAAGAAAAACCUCCAAGAGAAUCUCUUUUUAAGUUUUCAUUGAUCACCUUGCUUUGUAUUGCCUUGAUCAUUAGUAGAAUCAGCCUUUUUGGGUUUGAAGGAAAUAAGGAAAGACAGAAAGAAAAGUCGUGGAUUACUAGGUAUUUUAGUAAUUGCCGGUAGCCCUUGUUUCAAAGUUUUGAUUUUUAUUUGUCUUUUCUUGAUCCUUGAUAACUUGUUCAAGGUUUUAAGAAAUACCCAGUUUGAGUUUUCAUUAGAAUUCCCCAAAGUUUUGAAAUUUUCCGUCAAAGAAAGCUGAUACCUUCUUGAUCCUUGAUCAGCUGUUCAAGUGUUCAAGAAAUACCAAUUUGAGUUUUGAUUUGAAAGUUUUGAAGGAAAAAAAAAAUGAGUUUUAGCAUUAAGCAGUCAGCUUUAGCUACAUGCAUGGAUGUGUCCAAUUCAGUUGUUCACAAAAGAUCACCUUCAGCAAUUUGUAGAUCUUUCUUUUCACCGUCUUUGGACCUUCAGAAAAACCCCAAAUUAACCAGUCUUUCAGUAUCAAAGCCUUUGCAUAUCUCCUCUAUUGAAGGUUUUGUUAAGGAGAAAAAGCCACUGAUCCAAUGUAAGGCUUAUGAAGCUGACAGGUCACAGCCUAUCGAGGCAGCUGGGGAAGUGAAAUCAGAAGCUGCAAAAAGGGUGAAAAUUGGGAUUUAUUUUGCAACUUGGUGGGCUUUAAACGUGGUCUUCAACAUAUAUAACAAGAAAGUUCUGAAUGCUUAUCCUUACCCUUGGUUGACUUCAACCUUGUCACUUGCUUGCGGUUCUUUGAUGAUGUUGAUUUCAUGGGCUACAAGAAUUGCUGAGACCCCAAAAACUGAUUUUGAGUUCUGGAAGACUUUGUUUCCGGUUGCUGUGGCACAUACAAUUGGACAUGUAGCAGCAACUGUGAGUAUGUCUAAAGUUGCAGUUUCAUUCACCCACAUCAUCAAGAGUGGUGAACCUGCUUUCAGUGUCCUGGUUUCAAGGUUAUUGCUUGGAGAGGCCUUCCCUCUCUCAGUUUACCUGUCCCUUGUUCCAAUCAUUGGUGGGUGUGCUCUUGCCGCUGUAACUGAACUCAACUUCAAUAUGACGGGUUUUAUGGGAGCUAUGAUAUCAAACUUGGCAUUUGUCUUCCGUAACAUAUUCUCAAAGAAGGGCAUGAAGGGGAAAUCUGUUAGCGGGAUGAACUACUAUGCUUGUCUAUCUUUGAUGUCUCUCUUAAUUCUCACACCUUUUGCAAUUGCUGUAGAGGGACCGCAGAUGUGGGCGGCAGGAUGGGAAAAGGCCUUAUCUCAAAUCGGACCACAGUUCAUCUGGUGGGUGGCAGCCCAAAGUAUUUUCUAUCAUCUCUACAAUCAGGUGUCAUACAUGUCACUUGAUGAGAUAUCUCCCUUGACAUUUAGCGUUGGCAACACAAUGAAACGUAUAUCUGUUAUAGUCUCUUCCAUCAUCAUCUUCCACACACCUGUCCAGCCCAUCAAUGCUCUUGGAGCUGCCAUUGCUAUUCUUGGAACCUUCUUGUAUUCCCAGGCAAAAGCAUGAGAAAGCCAUGGGGUUCAAGAAUUUUGAUUCAUCAUGUAAACCUAGAUGAUGAAAUAGAAAACGGUAUCUGGAAGAAUUUAGCUCAGAGAAGUUUAUUGUUCACUGUCUUUUGGGAUCGAUGAUGAUCACUGGAUUUUGGUCAGACAGACCGGCAGCUUGUCAUAUUGUAGAUAUUAAUAAUAAUGAUGAUGAUGCUUAUAAACAAUUUCAUACAGUGAGUAGGCAGGUUUUUAUGUUUUAAUGCAGCGGCUGAGAAGGAAACUGUCUUGAAUAAACAAGGAUCAAUGUUGUGAGCCCCUUGUCUGUUAUGUUAGCAGUCAUGAAUAAGAAGAAUGAGGACAAUGUUUAUUUGUUUAA